Messenger RNA from Poecile atricapillus (Black-capped chickadee), 4422 nucleotides. RefSeq names its product cadherin 8 (gene CDH8). Gene Ontology annotation, biological process: homophilic cell-cell adhesion; adherens junction organization; multicellular organism development. The record is from RefSeq and is a predicted model, not a curated record. NCBI's taxonomy places the organism in Eukaryota, Metazoa, Chordata, Aves, Passeriformes, Paridae. The coding region runs from base 364 to 2856 and encodes 830 amino acids. Gene Ontology annotation, cellular component: adherens junction; catenin complex; synaptic cleft. The transcript is spliced from 13 exons. Gene Ontology annotation, molecular function: calcium ion binding; cadherin binding.
CUCACUUUUCCACAUCGCUUCACAGUUACGUUUGGCAGGCAGGCGGGCACGGCGGCGCGCUCAGCCCCGGAAUUAGCGGAUUUAUUUGGAAUAUCCCUGCUUUCCUGGAGACGUGCGGCUGCCGCUGGCUUGUGCGAAGGGAGAAAUUAAUAACUGAGCUCCGGCAUGCAGGCACAGAGACCCGGGAAGCCCAGCAAGCGGCGGCUCCGCCAGCAUCGGCAGCCUCGGAAAGCAUGAGAAGAAAAUCUGGAGCACCCUGCCCGUUCCCAGGGACUGGCUGAUGUUUUUUACCUCACCCUUUCAAUCCGUGAGUGAAGUGGCUGUGGGCGAGCGGCUCCCUUGCUCCUUGAAAGAGAAUCUUUAAUGACUGGAAAACUCAAUGGAUCAUGUUUUUAUCAUCUAAGCUAUUUUUACAUUGACUGUGCUGUAAACACAUGGAGGAGCUCUUGUGGUACAAUGCCAGAAAGACUAACGGAAAUGCUUAUGGAUACAUGGACUCCAUUAAUAAUAUUAUGGAUUACUGUCCUUCCUUCCAUUUAUAUGGCUCCCAUGAAUCAAUCUCAAGUACUACCAAGUGGAUCCAGUACAGGACUAAAAAGGCUAAAUGAAGAACAAAGAGUUUUGCACCGUUCCAAGAGAGGCUGGGUUUGGAAUCAAAUGUUUGUAUUGGAAGAAUUUUCUGGACCUGAACCAAUCUUAGUUGGCCGGCUGCACACUGACCUGGACCCUGGCAGCAGCAAAAUCAAGUAUAUUCUGUCAGGAGAUGGAGCUGGAACCAUCUUCGUGAUCAAUGACAAGACUGGAGACAUCCACGCCAUGAAGAGGCUGGACCGGGAGGAGAAGGCAGAGUACACCCUCACUGCCCAGGCCGUGGACAGGGACACCAACCAGCCCCUGGAGCCCCCCUCAGAAUUCAUCAUUAAGGUUCAGGACAUCAAUGACAACGCUCCUGAGUUUGUGGAGGGCCCCUACCACGCCACGGUGCCAGAAAUGUCUGUUGUGGGCACCUUUGUUACUAAAGUAACAGCUACAGAUGCAGAUGAUCCAGUGUAUGGAAACAGUGCCAAGCUGGUUUAUAGCAUUCUGGAAGGACAGCCUUACUUUUCUAUUGAGCCCCAUACAGCUAUAAUUAAAACAGCUCUUCCCAACAUGGACAGAGAAGCCAAAGAAGAAUAUUUUGUGGUCAUCCAAGCAAAGGACAUGGGAGGACAUAUGGGUGGACUCUCUGGAACUACAACAGUGACAAUUACACUCAGUGAUGUGAAUGACAAUCCUCCUAAGUUUGCACAGAGUCUGUAUCACUUCUCAGUAAUGGAAGAUGUUGCUCUUGGUGAACCAAUAGGAAGGGUGAAAGCAAAUGACCUGGAUAUUGGAGAAAAUGCUAAAUCAUCCUAUGAUAUUAUUGAAGGAGAUGGAAUGGAUGUAUUUGAGAUUACUACAGAUGCCCAAACUCAGGACGGCAUUAUUAGAGUGAGAAAGCCACUGGACUUUGAGACCAAAAAGUCCUACACUCUGAAGGUGGAGGCAGCCAACAUUCACAUCGACCCUCGCUUCCUCAGCGGGGGCCCCUUCAAGGACACAGCAACCGUGAAGAUCGUGGUGGAGGAUGCUGAUGAGCCACCAGUCUUCUCCUCACCCACCUACCUUCUGGAAGUACAUGAAAAUGCUGCUCUCAACUCUGUGCUGGGGCAGGUGACAGCCCAUGACCCCGAUGUGUCUUCCAGCCCUAUAAGGUUUUCCAUUGAUCGCCACACUGACCUUGAGAGGCAGUUCAACAUCAACGCAGAGGAUGGGAAAAUAACUCUGGCAACACCCCUGGACAGAGAAACCAGCACAUGGCACAACAUCACUAUUGUAGCCACUGAAACCAGGAACCACAGCCAGGUGUCCCGGGUGCCUGUUGCUAUCAAAGUUCUCGACGUGAACGACAAUGCCCCCGAGUUUGCAUCAGAGCACGAGGCCUUUCUGUGUGAGAAUGGGAAGCCUGGACAAGUAAUUCAGAUUGUCAGUGCUGUUGACAAGGAUGAUCCUAAAAAUGGGCAUUAUUUCCUCUACAGCCUUCUUCCUGAAAUGGUCAACAACCCAAAUUUCACCAUCAAGAAAAAUGAAGAUAACACCCUGAGCAUCCUGGCCAAGCACAGCGGCUUCAGCCGGCAGAAGCAGGAGGUGUACCUGCUGCCCAUCGUCAUCAGCGACAGCGGCUCGCCCCCCAUGAGCAGCACGGGCACGCUGACCAUCCGCGUCUGCGGCUGCAGCAGCGACGGCAUCGUCCAGUCCUGCAACGUGGAGGCCUACGUGCUGCCCAUCGGGCUCAGCAUGGGCGCCCUCAUCGCCAUCCUGGCCUGCAUCAUCCUCCUGCUCGUCAUUGUGGUGCUGUUUGUGACACUAAGAAGACACAAGAAUGAGCCUCUAAUCAUCAAAGAUGAUGAAGAUGUGAGGGAAAAUAUCAUCCGCUAUGACGACGAAGGAGGUGGAGAGGAAGAUACAGAAGCGUUUGACAUUGCAACUUUGCAAAAUCCGGAUGGAAUUAAUGGAUUUUUGCCUCGCAAGGAUAUUAAGCCUGAUCUUCAGUUUAUGCCCAGGCAGGGUCUUGCACCUGUUCCUAACGGUGUUGAUGUUGAUGAAUUUAUUAAUGUAAGGCUUCAUGAAGCUGAUAAUGAUCCCACAGCUCCGCCAUAUGACUCUAUCCAGAUUUAUGGCUAUGAAGGAAAGGGGUCAGCCGCUGGUUCCCUCAGUUCCCUCGAGUCCUCCACAUCAGACUCAGACCAGAAUUUUGACUACCUCAGUGAAUGGGGUCCUCGCUUUAAAAGACUCGGAGAACUUUACUCAGUCGGAGAAAGUGACAAAGAAACUUGACAGUGGAUUACAAACUUUUUCCCUGUUGACUUAAUGAUCAUGUAAUAUUCUAGGGCCACUGCUGUUAGUUAAAACUAAUGUGGCUUUUUGUUUUAGAGGCAAGUUUAGCGCCAGUCAUCUAUAAAAUCAACUACAUUGUAAUGUUGAACCAAAAAAAAAAGUAUAUGUUAGGAGGUUAAGUCUUGUGGAGUGUGAAGUAAAGUAUGUGGAGUGUCUAGAAGUCUUUGGAUAUUUGAUAUUCACUUGACCACUCUGAAGAUGGAGAUUUGGAUCUUUGAUUAUCUUCAGUGAAUUGAAAAGAACAAAAAAAGAAAUUGGUGCUCUCUUAGGAAACGGACUUGCAGGGAUUUGCUGUUGAACAGUAGCUCCUGCCCAGUAUGUGUAAAACUAAAGGUUUGUUUCUGCAUUGCCAACAAAGAUCCCGCCACAGAAAUGUUCAAAGCAAUAUCUUGGUCUUCUUAGCAAUGCUGAGCAGAAAUGGCAUUGCCAAUUCCUACUGGCUCCUACUGUGCAGUGACCAUCCAUUGUACAUACGGUAAUUGUUGGCCACGUAACCACAGACUGAAUAUCAUCUUUAAAUAUUGUGUCAAGCCUUAAAAUAUUCACAUGUUCUUAAUCCAUUCCAGUGAUGGGUAAUAAAUACUACUAAUGUGUAGAGAUUCAGAGGCAGGGCUGCAAAACCUUGCUUCACAAAAGGAUCUUUUUCUAGAAGAAGGAUCAACCCUGUGCUUCGUCUUCUGAAAGAAAAAACUGUGAAAUGGGAUGGACUUACAUAAAUGAAAGAAUUGCUGAUUUUAUUGCUAAAGAUCGAAUUUAUUUGUUUAAUCUUUGAAAUAAAUAUUUUAUUGAUGUCCAUUACUGCUUUUAUUUAUUAAGACUGAUAAUCUAUAGAGUAAGAUUAUGAAGAAAACUAAAUUAUAUCAGUUAGAUUUUUUUCUCUCUAUAUAAUGAAUGUUUCAUACAUGUACAUUUUGAAAAGAAAAAUGACAAAUUGUUGCAGGUUAAAGCAGUUCCCUGUCCAUUUGCAGUAGCUGAAUUUUAAGAGAAUGCUGGCAGGCAUUAAACCUAGCCAGAGAAAACUUUUGACAGUUUUAUAUCUUCUUCAUAAAUCUAGUACCUGGUGUUUUUAAUACAAGCACAAACAGCUGGAAGUAAACUGGUUCAUGUGAAUAUUUAAACUAUAGACUUUUAGAAAUCCACACAUAACACAGUACAGUAAAAAAAAAAAACCAUGCUUAUAGUUCUCCACUGUAUUAGAGCAGGAACCAGUGUGUACAUAAUUUUACUGCUUCUGUUAUUAGCAUUUUUUUCUAUAAUAUUCAUAGUGAUGCACCAGGGCUCUUGCACACAGAGAAAGAACACUAGAAGCUGCAAGCAUACUCAAUUUGUAAUGCAAACUUGCCAUUUAGAAGUAGCAAUUGUAUAAGAAAACUACGUAUUACAUGCAAAUCAUUUUAAUUUUCUACUUUGUUUUGGAGCUAUAUUAUCGUUUGUUUAUUUACUCCAUGUAUUGUAUUCAGAGAAACUCCUGUAUUGUUUCCUACUUUGUGAAAUAUAUUUUUAUAA